ACUGAACUGAAACAAAAUUAGAUAGAAUUUUAACUAAAUUUCAAUAAAAACCUUCGAAAAAUAGAUUUUAACACAAAAUUCAAGACAGAAAUUAUCCUCAGCAAUGUCUGUCGACUUGGAAAAAAACAAAAGUAGCAUUUUAGACGCGUACAAAGAUGUUUUAUCUGAUAGUUCGGAGACUGAUUGGCUUUUAUUGGGCUACGAAGGCACAACGAACGUUCUCAAGGUCAUAAGUAAAGGCGAUGGCGGUUUAAUGGAAUUGCAAGAAGAUUUAAAUGCUGGCAAAGUGUUGUAUGGCUUCAUUAAAAUAUUGGAGCCGGAAGCGCAAGUAACGAAAUACGUUUUGCUUCAUUGGCAGGGAGAAGCAUCGCCGAAUUCGCGUCGUGCAGUGAGCGCAAGUCAUUUGUUGCAAGUGAAGAGUCUUUUGAAGGGAGCUUCAAUCGAAAUUAGUGCAACGAACGAAGACGACAUCGACGAAGACAAAAUUCUCGAAAAAUUACGAAAAAUUGUCGCAACAAUCGGAUUUACAAAAGCCACGAAGGAGGUUUCGUCGCCCGUUGUCGAAGAAAAACCAAAACAAUUUGUUCCUUCUCCCGUUCGUUCGCCAAUUAAAAUUCCCCCGCCAGCUCCUGUGAGUCCUCCGCCCGCGAAAAAAGUAGUUGAAAAACCAAAAUCACCUCAAAAAAUUGUCUCUCCGUUCUUGAAUCCGACAAUUUCGACGCCAACAACAACAAACGAACCCGCAAAACCCCAAAAUGGAAGUAGCAAUGGCGAUUCAGGACCGUCGCAUGUCAAUAAAAUUCGCGCAAUGUUCUCGCAACAGAAGCAAGACGAAGCGGCGGCAAGUAACGGAGACGCGAUGACGAAGAAACAACCGCCUGCCAAGCCAAUUAGGAACAGUAUUGCGCGAAAAAUGGAAGAGCAAAAGGCAAUUUUCGAAAAAUCCAUGCUAAAUGAGCCCGUAAAGUCGACCAAACAAGACGACAUUUUGCGCGAAAUUCAAGCAGCGAAGGAACAAGCAAAGAAAGAAACGGAACAAGAGCCUGUCGUGCCACAAGAACAAACAUAUCAAAAGGUAGAGGACGAACAAAAGAUGGAAGAAGAGAGAUGCAUCAAAGAAUUGGAACAACAAGACUUUCACAACAUGCCGACAGAGACUGUUAAUGAAGUGCCAAAUGAAAACAUAAAUACGGAAGAACUGAACUACGAUCCGGAUACCAUGUUAAAAGCUCGAGCCUUGUACGACUAUCAAGCAGCCGACGAAACAGAGAUAAGCUUCGAUCCAGGCGACUUAAUUACCCAUAUCGACCAAAUCGACGAAGGUUGGUGGCAAGGAUUAGCUCCUGAUGGCGUAUCAUACGGCCUUUUUCCGUCAAAUUAUGUAGAAUUGAUACAGUAAAAGUCACAAAAAUGUCCUUUUUUCUAAAAAACUUUUAACGAAAAACUUAAAUUUUAACCAAAAUUCCUUGACAAUACCCGUUUUUAAUGUUGUUUUUGUUCCUCACGAAAGUUAUAUAAAUGUGCAAAGAGGUGCAAUAUAAAAAAAAUGCUUGACAUAUUUGUUAGUUAUGAACCAUGUUUCACUAUUACUUUAUUAAAAAUAAUAAUGUUUAACCACAAGAGAUUGAUUUUGAAAAAAAAACGAACAAAGUUACAAUAUAAGUACAACAAAUAUUUACAUUCUCAAAACACGCAUUUCUUAUGAUGUUAAUGCAAAUUAAUGUUUAUUAUUAUAAUAAUUAUACAUAACGCACUUAUUUCAUUCUUAUACAAUAAAAAUAGUAAUUUUAAGUUUUUUAUUUUUUUCUACAAACAUUUCGCUCAAUAUAAAUUUUCAAUAAAUUAUUUA
This is a messenger RNA of Culicoides brevitarsis, 1849 nucleotides long. It is a transcript of the gene Abp1, whose product is annotated as drebrin-like protein. Gene Ontology annotation, molecular function: actin filament binding. The coding region runs from base 104 to 1399 and encodes 431 amino acids. The transcript has 5 exons. The record is from RefSeq and is a predicted model, not a curated record. Lineage: Eukaryota; Metazoa; Arthropoda; Insecta; Diptera; Ceratopogonidae. Gene Ontology annotation, biological process: positive regulation of dendritic spine morphogenesis; postsynaptic actin cytoskeleton organization; neuron projection morphogenesis. Gene Ontology annotation, cellular component: dendrite; postsynaptic membrane; lamellipodium.